Molecule: messenger RNA, 2891 nt
Organism: Beta vulgaris subsp. vulgaris (sugar beet)
Lineage: Eukaryota; Viridiplantae; Streptophyta; Magnoliopsida; Caryophyllales; Amaranthaceae
Product: multiple RNA-binding domain-containing protein 1
Exons: 15
Coding region: 213-2696 (827 amino acids)
Biological process (GO): positive regulation of mRNA splicing, via spliceosome
Cellular component (GO): spliceosomal complex
Molecular function (GO): RNA binding
Source: RefSeq, a predicted model, not a curated record
UUUUUUGGUUAUAUUUCACCUCAUUUUCUAUCUCUCCUCAGUUCUCCCUCUACCAAGCCUUGACCUAAACCAUUAAGGCAUUAACCACCAAGUACCAACGUUAGCAAUUAGCACAACUGACAACACCUUGCCGGUGCCCAACCCUAGACUCAUACGGAAACCGUACACCUUGCCGGCCGCCCCCUCCAGGCCUCCUGUCCUAGCCUGUCACUAUGGGGUCUCGAAUUUGUGUUAAGAAUGUACCCAAAUAUGUAAACGAGGAUCGUCUAAGAGAGUUUUUCUCUCAGAAAGGCGAGGUCACCGAUGCCAAACUCAUGCGCACCAGAGAGGGUAAGAACAGGCAAUUUGCUUUUAUUGGGUACCGGACUGAGAAAGAAGCUGGAGAGGCUAUUAAGUACUUCAACAACUCAUAUAUGGAUACGUCGAGAAUUACAUGCGAGGUUGCUUGGAAAGUUGGGGCUGUGGAUAUUCCUCGUCCUUGGAGUCAGUAUACUAAGGAGAAGCAAGAAACCUCUGAGAAGAGCGACAAAGUUUCUAGUGGCAAAGGUAAGCCAGACAAGAGGAGCUCCAGCAUGAGUAAUGAGAAUGAUGAUCCCAAACUUCAAGAGUUUCUUCAGGUUAUGCAGCCGCGGAGUAAGUCAAAAUUAUGGGCGAAUGAUCUAGUAGUUCCUACUCUUGGCCAGAGUGGCCAAGAUAAGGAGGAGCAUCGUCAGGCAAAACAAGCUCUCAAAAAGCUUAACGGGGACAAAACUUCUGAAAGGAAGGUUGAGAUGCAUGAUGAAAAUCGAAUGAACGUAAGGGAUGUGUCCCAUGAUGAAGUCUCUGAUAUGGAUUAUUUUAAAAGCAGAGUAAAAACAGAAUGGUCAGAUUCAGAAAGUGGAAGCGAUGAUGAAAAUGGGAUUGAUCUUGAUCAGGAGGAUGAAGAUAAUCCUGGUGGCCCUAAAGGUAAUCAGGAUAAGGAAGUUCAGGAGCACAUGGCCCCAAUGGAACAAGAGCAUCUACUGGAAGAAAGUGAUUUUGAAGAAUCUGAUGGUGGAUCAAUGAACCCUGGGAACCUGUCAUCUAAUCCUGAAGACGUUAAUGAAGUGCUUCAGACCGGUCGCCUCUUUGUCCGCAAUCUUCCUUAUGCUGCAACUGAGGAUGAGCUGUCAGAGCUCUUCAGUAAAUUUGGAAAUAUCGCAGAGGUCCAUCUUGUGAUUGAUAAAGAGACAAAGCGGUCCAAGGGCUUUGCUUAUGCACUUUAUAGAGCUCCAAGAGAUGCUCUUAGGGCAUUAGAAGAGUUGGAUAACUCAAUCUUCCAAGGUAGACUAUUACAUGUUAUGCCUGCAAAAGCGAAAGAUUCGUCACUGAGUCAAGGAGCUUUUGUUACUGAGGGCAAACCCAAAACACUGAAAGAAAAGAGGAUUGAAGAGAAAAAGGCAUCAGAAGCUGAGGGCCAAACUCAAGCUUGGAACAGUUUGUUUAUGCGUUCUGACACUAUUGUAGAAAAUAUUGCUAGGAGAUUUGGGAUCAGUAAAAGUGACUUCCUAGAUCGUGAAGCUGAUGAUCUUGCUGUGCGCAUUGCUCUUGGAGAAACUCAAAUCAUUGCGGAGACUAAGAAGGCUCUCACAAACGCUGGAGUGAAUGUGUCUUCCUUGGAAGAACUUGGUUCUGGGAAAACUGAAGGUGUAAAGAGAAGUAACCAUGUAUUACUCGUAAAGAAUUUGCCUUUCAGUUCAACGGAAAGUGAACUCUCUAAAAUGUUUGGCAAGUUUGGUAGUAUUGACAAGAUUAUACUUCCUCCAACAAGAACUUUGGCCUUGGUAAUCUUUCUUGAACCAGCUGAAGCUCGCGCCGCCUGCAGAGGCCUGGCAUACAAGCGUUACAAAGAUGCUCCGCUGUAUCUGGAAUGGGCUCCCAGCAAUAUUCUUCAUCAAGAGUUGGAAACCGACAAUAACUCGAAUACUAAUAUGGUUGUUGAGGAACAAGAAGCUAAGAAGAAUUUUCUCGAACAGCAAGUUGAGGAAAUAUCAGAAGCUGAAAUGGAUCCUGAUCGAGUUGAGUCACGGUCUCUUUAUGUCAAGAACUUGAACUUCAAGACAGCUGAUGAAAUUUUGUCAAAGCAUAUCAGCGAAAAUAUGAAAGAAGGAAGGAUACUAAGUGUCAAAAUUCAAAAGCACUUGAAAAAUGGGAAGAAUCUUUCAACGGGUUAUGGAUUUGUAGAACUUGAUUCUAUCGAGACAGCGACAAAUGUUUGCAGGGACUUACAGGGAACUGUGCUGGAUGGGCAUGCUUUGGUAUUGCAACUUUGCCAUGCUAGGAAGAAUGAAAAAAUUCCAACUAAAGCUGGUAACGAUCGAAGUUCAACAAAAUUAAUAGUAAGAAAUGUAGCAUUUGAGGCAACAGAAAAAGAUCUCAGACAAUUGUUUAGUCCAUUCGGUCAGAUAAAAACCUUGAGGCUUCCAAUGAAGGUUGGGAAACACAGGGGAUUUGCGUUCAUCGAAUUUGUCACCAAGCAAGAAGCUCAAAAUGCUCUCAAUGCUCUUUCCAGUACUCAUUUGUAUGGGCGACACCUGGUCCUAGAAAGAGCAAAAGAAGGUGAAACUUUGGAGGAAUUAAGGGCGCGAACAGCUGUUCAGUUUGGUAACGGUGAAGAUGGGUUCCAAACUGCAAGUACCAUAGCUAGAAAAAGAAAAUUUACAGGUCUUUCUGAUUAGUGGAGAUGAGUUUAAUCUGGAAGUUGUCUCUUUGUGAGCCAUGUUACUUUGUUUUCUUCAUGUAAGCUUGAAUAGAGGCAAUGUAAAAAAGAGCAUUAAUGAAAUUGACCUAAAAAUUUUGACGAAAAAAAAAGUUUCUCGUGCAUACUGAUUCACUAACGUAUUAUAUGAUGUAAAAGACCAAGGUUAUCACUG